Molecule: messenger RNA, 1420 nt
Organism: Protopterus annectens (West African lungfish)
Lineage: Eukaryota; Metazoa; Chordata; Ceratodontiformes; Protopteridae
Gene: RRM2
Product: ribonucleotide reductase regulatory subunit M2
Biological process (GO): deoxyribonucleotide biosynthetic process
Cellular component (GO): cytosol
Molecular function (GO): ribonucleoside-diphosphate reductase activity, thioredoxin disulfide as acceptor
Source: RefSeq, a predicted model, not a curated record
UUUUUUUUGUGUGUGUAUUAUCAUAUUUAUGUUAUUUAAUUUUGCUUUCUUACUGCUUUAUUGUUCUUAAUCGAUAUGCAAGCUGAUCGUGUCCCUCUUUCUCCUAUGAAUGAAAAUGUCCUUGCCCAACAGCUUAAGAUGUGUAUUCUCGGGGAUCAGGAAAACCAGCCACCCUCUGAAAACACGAAGAUUCUUUUAGGUGGAGUCUGCCCGCAGCAGGUGCCUGAUAGUCAGUUGGAGAAGUCUAAAAGCGGUGAGGAUGAAGAGGGUGCUCUCGAAACAGAAAAAGAGCCGUUCUUGAUCAAGAAUCCACGAAGGUUUGUCGUUUUGCCUAUUCAGCACGAAGACAUUUGGAGGAUGUAUAAACGAGCAGAAGCAUCGUUCUGGACCGCAGAAGAGGUUGACUUGUCCAAAGACCUGCAAGACUGGGAAAAUAUGAAACUGGAGGAAAGAUUCUUCAUCUCUCAUGUACUGGCAUUCUUUGCUGCGAGUGAUGGAAUGGUUUUGGAAAACUUGAUAGCCAGGUUUGCUCAAGAGAUUCAAAUACCAGAAGCUCGCUGUUUCUAUGGAUUUCAGGUAGCAGUUGAGAACAUCCACUCUGAAAUGUACUGCCUUCUAUACAUUAAGGAUCCACAAGAAAGGGAAUUUCUAUUUAAUGCCAUUGAAACACUGCCCUGUGUUAAAAAGAAGGCUGAGUGGGCUCUGCGCUGGAUUGGAGAUCACAGAGCACCAUAUUGUGAGCGUCUUGUGGCAUUUGCAGCAGUAGAGGGGAUAUUUUUCUCUGGAUCAUUUGCUUCUAUAUUCUGGCUGAAGAAGCGAGGUCUCAUGCCUGGUUUGACUUUCUCUAAUGAACUAAUAACUAGAGAUGAGGGACUGCAUUGUGACUUUGCUUGCCUGAUGUUCCACCACUUGUUGAAUAAGCCCUCUGAGGAAAGGGUGAAGGAAAUAGUCAUGGAUGCAGUAAGGAUCGAACAGGAAUUCCUGACUGAGGCCUUGCCAGUUAACUUGAUUGGCAUGAACUGCAACUUAAUGAAACAGUACAUCGCAAACGGGUUAAUGAUGGAGCUGGGCUUCAAAAAGAUAUAUCAGUUUGAUAAUCCAUUUGACUUCAUGGAGAACAUUUCUCUGGAAGGUAAGACCAACUUCUUUGAAAAACGAGUGGGAGAAUAUCAGAAGAUGGGAGUCAUGGCUAAAGCAACUGAGAAGACAUUUAGACUAGAUGCAGACUUUUAAUUUCAAGCACUGGACUUUUUGACGUGGAGUAUCCUGAGUUGGAGCACUUCAGCUCCAAAGUAAUGGAUUACAGGCACCAAGAUGGAUGGAAUUGUUAAACCUAAUAAGACUAACAUUAAUAUAAAUAUUAACUGAAAGCAGAAAAGGGUUAAUAAACUAUCCUGAACAAAAAUCUGUUUAUAAUCUG